Monopterus albus (swamp eel) is the source of this 3020-nucleotide messenger RNA. RefSeq lists its product as uncharacterized. The transcript is spliced from 5 exons. The coding region runs from base 473 to 1537 and encodes 354 amino acids. Gene Ontology annotation, molecular function: protein kinase activity. Gene Ontology annotation, biological process: protein phosphorylation. The record is from RefSeq and is a predicted model, not a curated record. NCBI's taxonomy places the organism in Eukaryota, Metazoa, Chordata, Actinopteri, Synbranchiformes, Synbranchidae.
AGGAAAGCUAGGCUUCCUGUGUGAUGGAGUGGUGGAUGAAUGGAGGAAGAGGGGGAUGGGACAGAGAGGAAAAGACAGACACAAAGAGAGACUGAUGGGGAUGAGGUGACACUCCUGUGCACGCACUGAUUCAAGAGUGUUUGUUAUCACUGGUGUUUUUUGCUCGACAGGUAUGGGAAGCUGUACGGGCAACCGAAGAUUAUCGAUCUCUGAAGAUAGAAAACUUUUUUUUGUCUCCUGUACCUUAGAAAAAUCUUGUACCAUGUCAGCAAACUUUACGGGGAGUAGCCUGAUGUGCUACUGGGAUAGGUUUAAAGCAAAUAAUACAUUUUGUGAGUACACACAAGCCAGUUUUUGGACUUGGCCUGGACCUGGAUCAAGGUACUUUCACAUGCAUGCCAUACAGUCUUUCUUAUUUUGUUCUUCAGUUUGUGUUGGGACAUGAUGAGCAACGGGAUGAUCAGCACAUGCCAUGGAAACCAGCAGAGAGUUAAAGUGCUUCAGUGGUGGAUCCGCACUGGUGAUUUCACUAGAUGCUUUGAACUGGCACUCUAAAAGGAGAUGCAGUGACAAAAAACUCAAGAAACGGGAUGAAGAGCUCCAGUUGCGAUUAUCCUCAGGUCAGAUCAUCCAAGCUGAUGAAGAACCACAGCCGAUUGUUGACCGAAGAGGAAACCCAGUCUUCCAGUUAUGGAGGAACACUGAUGUGGUAACACGUUCACCACAUCUUUCUCUCUCUCCUCAACCUGUUUGUCUUCUGGAAGAGCCUGUGCAACACUCCCCAUUUACUUUUCUAGAUUCUUUUGUCACAGAUUCCCCAAUGGAGGCCCCCUGGACAAGACAUUUUUUAAAUAUGCAGGACAGUUUCAGUUUGAUCACAAAGGAUUUCAAUAUGGUGACCCGGCAGGAUACUGUUACAAUGGAUCAGCACGACUUUAUCAUUUUCUGUGACAUAUGCUACAUUCAGGAUUGUAGAUCAUUCAUAGGGAAUACUGGCUGCCAUGUCAGUGACAACUACAAUGUGUCAAGUGACAUGAAAAACUCCAAUACCCACUCGCCCUGUGAUCCCAACAGCAGCAACUUCGUGGAUGAUCAUAGUGAAACGGUUAACAAAGACAGAUUCUCUGUAGGUAAUGUUAAAAGCCUUUUAAAAGCCUGUCAAAACUGCAGUCAUCCAGGAGUACUACCUAGAAGGAACAGGAAUGAGAAACUGAAGAAGACAGUGUCCUUUGAUGAUGAUGUCAUGGUCUACCUGUUUGAUCAGGAGAGUCCCACCUCUGAGUUGCCCUCUGAGUUGCCCGCUGAGCUGCACACAUCUCUGCCAAGCAGCUGUUCCUGCAGCCUACCAGAUGUCACAUUAGAAGAUAAUGGCUUGGAGUGGGAAGACGACUUCUCUGCUCUGGAGCUGAACUGCCAUUUUCAGUGUGUCAGACACUCUCAGCACUACACUUUCCCCCUGCCAACACAGAGCUGGACUCCUCUGUCGCAAAGCUGCCUGUUCCUCACCCAUGUCACUGACUCAGAUCUUGAGUCAUAAAAUAAAGGGUCAGAAACAGACAUAUACCCACACACACACACACACACUGAGUUGUACGUGCCGACUUUAAUACACACUGGCAAUAAUACGCAGCCUUUCUAUCACACUGUCUGCUGUCAGCCAAAGGUCACCCUGCUGUCACCAUGGCCCAAUGUGACAUCCACACUUGUUUUUCUUUCAGACAGCCAGCCUUGCUCCAAUGGAAAAACUGACUAAUUGUCCAGAUCUCAUCCUCUUCACCUCCCUCUUCUUUUUAUGACGAGUCAGGGAUUUUAAUGGACUGGCUGUUUUUCUCUCUCUGCCCCAGAUGGAUUCAAAGCACCUGCUGUUCAUGACAUCACAGCCAUGCAGGACUGACAGUUCGCUUAGCUUUCACAGUUGUUAGUAUGACAAGAUCACUGCCUAUGAUGGGAGUUACAUAACAGAGCUGGUACCUUUCCAGCUGCAAACCUCUUUGGAGGCCACUCUUUGUGCCAGCCAGUGUCCUUGGACCUGAGCUAUGAGACAGACAUGUUGUCAAUUCCAACUUGAGUUUAACAAACUGUCAUCUGUGCUCUGAAAUCUCAUUCUAUCCUUAAGCAUUCUUGUUGAGACAAAGUAUAUGGUGUUUAUACAGUUUGUUUUGCUCAAACAGCAUGCUUGUGGAGGCCCUGUUUGCUUGCUUCAUUACUGGAGUGUAUUCAGCUCAGAAUUUAUCAGCCGCUGUGACUAAAUAAACAGUUUAAGCCUUAGGGCCAGUGGAAGCAGAAACUGAACAAACUAAAAGUAACAGAUAAAGCUGCUACAGAAAGGUUUGGUUGAUUAGAUACAGUGUACCUGAGGAGGAAACCCGGCAGGACCAGUCUUAGUGCUCUCUCUCUUUCACACACACACACACACACACACACACACACACACACACACACACACACACACACACACAAGCUGCUCAAGGACACCAAAAUCACAAACACCACAAAGUGGGAGCUUCACACCUGCACAUUUUUAUGUGUUUAACACCAGUGCUGCUCAUGGCAAUAUAGUUGCAUGUAACUGGUGUGGUGUUUGUGCAAAUCCAUAAAAUGCACUUCAGGAUAACUGUACAGUAAAGUUUGCAUUUAUUAUUUCCUAGGUAUUUUCUCCUUUUUAUUGCAGCAAAGUUCACACAUGUGCUAUUAUAGGUUUUCCUUUAUGCUAACCAGCUUUAAAGUUGCUGCAAUUCAUUUGAAUUGUGUAGCACCAUUUUCUCUUUUAGCGGAAAUAGAACAAACAAAAAUAAUAAUGCAUAAAUAUUUAUCCCUUAUUAUUACACUGUUAUUUUAUUGUCUUGUGAAGCUGAACUCUUAAACUUUAUGGUUUUAAUAGGAAAAAGAGUAAACUAAUGAGGACACUUUAGUAAUGUCUUUUUGUUUAGUUCAGAAUUUCACAAAUUUAGACAUUAUAGUAAAAAUGUUGUAAAUAUCACUGGAAGAGCUUUAACCCAACUGAGUUCAGUCUACACCAU